CCCAAAAAAUUUUAUGUUUUCCGUUUAACUUUUAACUUUGGUGGUUUCAUAAAAAUACAAUUAAUAUUUCAUUUAUGAAGCAAAAUAUAUUUCUAUGAUCAAUAAUUUUGAAUAAGACAAAAAUGUAUUUCACGUCUGUUAGCUCGCGUUUACUACUUUACGACGUCAACAGUAACUGGGAGUUGAAGAAGUCCUAUGGGUGCUAUGAUGGUGUUAUGAGGGAUGUAACUUGGAGUGACGACAGUAAAUAUAUCUUGCAGGUGAAUUCUAAGGGUCUCAUUGAAAUCCUAAGUGCUGCAGAUCAUGAUGUGCGAAGCUUGCAGCAUAUACCACUAAAGGAUACCUGGUCUGCUAGUUUCCACCGCGACGGACACCGUAACAUCGCAAUAGGCACAAGGAGUGGCAAUGUAAUGAUAUGGGACACAAAGAACAAAACAAUCACUAAGACAUUCCCCACACCAUCACAGCAGUCUGUUGUUAAUUUCAUAAGCUACAAUGCCAAGAAUACCAGUCUGGCGGCCACCACUCAGAAUGGAGAUACAGUUAUCUAUGGUUUAGUAUCAAACAUACCAGUAUUAACAGUUAAACUUCCCUGUUCAAAGAGCAUUUCAGCCAUGAAGUUCCACCAUGAAUCUAGAUCUCUUUUAGGACUUGCCACAGAUGAGGGCCACGUCGUAUUGCGUGACAUAACCACGAACAAAGACAAGGCUAUGUUUGAAAAUGUUCAUGCCUCACCAGUCAGUGAUUUUGCCUUUUCACUUAUCAAUAAAGAUGUCAUGCUGUCCUGUGGCUAUGAUAAAAUUAUGCAUGUAUACGAUGUCAGGUUACAAAACGUAGUUUCUACAAUACGGACACCAUACACACUGACAUCUUUGGCAAUUAAUAUUGAUAAUCAAGUAGCUCUUGGAACUAAAAAUGGAUUAGUUCUUGCUUAUGAUUUAAGAGAUUUAACUACCCCCUUUAAAGUGCUUAAAGGGCAUGAAGAAGAGGUGCGUCGUGUAGCCUUUCAACCAUCAAGGAAGAAGACUAUGUCGACUGAAGUCAGUCUUCGGGAAGACACGGAAGCUAACUUAUUAUCUCCACAUAAAAUGCAAUCGCCCAUCAGAACUAGGACAUCAGAUAUGUUCUUCAUUGCAGACACUCCACCAAAAGGUAAUAAUCUGGAAGUUUCCGCCACUGGAACUGACAAUAAAGCCGAUUCAUUCCUUGUCAUGAUGGGCCUUGAUAGAACCAACAAUGAUUUUGAAGACGACAUUAAUAAAACGACAGAAGAACGGAAAAGUGAGAAACCAGAUGUCCGUUAUCGCCAAUUAGAUGCUGAAAAGAACAUAAGCAAAAUAUCUACACCAUUAAAUAGCAGGACAGCUGAAAAUUUUGGUUUUCCAUCACCUAUUAUUGGAAUCCCUAAUGGUAUACCAGAUGAUGGACGCAAUUCCAAUUUGAAUUUAUCCAAUAUAAAGCAAUCCAAUUGUAAUUUGCAAGUAGGAGCUAACAUUGAUGCAAAGGUGAUGGAUGAACUGAAAGAUUUCAUCAAGUUAACUCUAGCUGACGUAGCAGACGAUAACAGAAACUAUUUUCUCCACAUCAUGAUGGCCCUUACUAAACAGAAACUGUAUUUAGAAAAACAGCUGGCUGGCAUGAAUGAGCAAAUGCAGAAUAUGACGCACAACCAGAAUGCAUUAGUCGAAACAAAUAGAAAACUGGCACUCGAAAUAGACCAGCUAAAAGCCCGCCAAAAUAUGUUUUAACUGCUUAUAUGAAUAUCAAUAAAUGAAAUGGAAUCUCCUUAAAAAUAACUUAAAGAUGAAAUAAUGAAAUAUAUUGAAUAUUAAGACAAAUUGUUGAUGAUAUGAAUUUUAUGUGUUGAUUCAAAUGUCAGUUGUCUGUAGUAUGUUUUUGUAAAUGCGAAAUAAUUAAUUACCUAAGCAUUCCUCAAUAAUGUUAACAACAGUGCCAAUAAGUAUACUAUUUAUAUUUCUAAUACCCCAAUGUUGUGAUUAUAAUGUUGCUUUUUAGAGCAUAUUGUAGAUAAUCUCUAUGAAAGAUUUAUUUGUGCCAUUUACACUAAAGUCACAAAAUAAUCUCCAGUAUGGACAAUAAUGUUAUUUAGGGAUAGCAAUGCUGUGAAAGUUUGCAUUUGUUUUGUUAUGUUGUUUAACCUAAGUAGUUGUAAAUUCAUAAAUAAACGUAAUCCUUUAC
Molecule: messenger RNA, 2199 nt
Organism: Ostrinia furnacalis (Asian corn borer)
Lineage: Eukaryota; Metazoa; Arthropoda; Insecta; Lepidoptera; Crambidae
Gene: Grip71
Product: WD repeat-containing protein Grip71
Exons: 3
Coding region: 123-1748 (541 amino acids)
Biological process (GO): mitotic cell cycle; microtubule nucleation
Cellular component (GO): cytoplasm; ciliary basal body; centrosome
Molecular function (GO): gamma-tubulin binding
Source: RefSeq, a predicted model, not a curated record